CAGAAAGCAAUGGGUAGUUGCGCCUUAUCGUCAAAAAAGAGGAAAACGAUUUAUGAACAAUCUCCAAAAAUAAACAAGUCAUGCUUCAAUAUGAAGUAUGCAAUAGGUAGAGGUGGCUUUGGAAAAGUAUGGAAGGUUGAAUACAAAAGAGACAAUAAUAUUUAUGCGAUGAAAAUCUUAUCAAAGGCAAGAAUUAUCGGUAAAUAACUGAGUGAAAUCAAUUAUGAACGAAAGAAAAAUACUUGAAAUUUUGGACUGACCAUUCCUUGUAAAUCUCAAAUUCGCCUUCCAAGACCACCAUAAUUGAUAUCUGGUGACAGAUCUUAUGAGUGGAGGCGACCUCCGUUAUGCUUUUAUCCAAAAGAAAACUUUUACCGAAGAUCAGGCAAAAUUCAUAAUAGGGGCUAUAUUAAUCGGUUUGGACUAUAUUCACGACUACAAUAUCAUACAUAAUGACAUCAAGCCUGAAAACAUAGUUUUUGAUAAUGAAGGAUAUCCAAGGAUAACAGACUUCGGAAUUUCAAUCUGAAGCACCAAUAAUUGGGAUUCAAAAAUACUUCCUGGUUGUGAUGCACGUUGAAUUGGCACCCUCGGCUAUAUGGCUCCUGAGAAAAUAUUCAAUACAGGAUACUCCCGCAUGGUUGAUUUCUACGCUCUAGGCGUAAUUUUGUAUGAGUUCAUUCUUGGCAGAAAACCAUAUAAAUGAAAAGACAGAAAAGAGUUAAAAGAAAAGAUGAAGAAUGAUCCAGCCUUUAUUUCUAAAAGUGAGCAUCCUGACACAUGGAGUAGUGAUGCUAGAAAUUUUGCAAACAGAUUGCUCGAUAAAUCAGAAACCGACAGGAUAGGAUCAGAAGGAAUUGAAGAAAUUCUGACCCAUCCAUGGUUCGAUGACCUUGACUGGGAUAAGUUAGAGAAUCGCGAACUAACUCCUCCAUAUAUACCUGAAACAGAGUCUGAUAAUUUUCAUUCGCAUAAUGUGAACAAAACAGACAGAUGGAUGAAUGAAAACAAAACAGUUCUUGAAAAGUCAAAGCAAAUGCUAAGGCACCCAACAGUGCAAGACUUAUUUAAAGAUUAUGGGUAUUUUCCAUGCUAAAUUAAAUUUCAACAUCAAA
Messenger RNA from Moneuplotes crassus, 1115 nucleotides. Lineage: Eukaryota; Ciliophora; Spirotrichea; Euplotida; Euplotidae. The record is from the annotation of a GenBank genome assembly.